Molecule: messenger RNA, 2043 nt
Organism: Phragmites australis (common reed)
Lineage: Eukaryota; Viridiplantae; Streptophyta; Magnoliopsida; Poales; Poaceae
Exons: 8
Coding region: 95-1057 (320 amino acids)
Molecular function (GO): mRNA binding
Source: RefSeq, a predicted model, not a curated record
ACCUCUAAAUCCCCAAUUCCCCAUCCAUUUCUCUCUCUCUCUCCGGAACCCCGAAACCACAAUCUCUCUCUCCUCACUCUAGAGCUAGGGUUCCAUGGCGGGCGCCGGCAUCCACCCGUAUCACCAGCAGUGGCCUCCCGCGGCGGGCGCGCCGCCCCCGCCCGGGGCCCCGGCGGCCACCGCUGUCCCGCCGCCUCCCCCCGUGCCCGGCGCUGCCGCAGCCGACGAGGUCCGCACCAUCUUCAUCACGGGGCUCCCCGUCGACGUCAAGGAGCGGGAGCUCCACAACCUGCUGCGCUGGCUCCCGGGCUUCGAGGCCUCCCAGAUCAACUUCAAGGGCGACCAGCCCAUGGGAUUCGCGCUCUUCUCUUCCGCGCACCACGCCGUCGCCGCCAAGGCCGCGCUCCAGGAUCUGGUGUUCGAUGCGGAGAGCAAGGCAGCUCUGCACACCGAGAUGGCCAAGAAGAACCUCUUCGUCAAGAGAGGUGUGGGAGCUGAUGCAAAUGCUGUGGACCAAAGUAAACGCUUGCGAACUGGUGGAGACUAUACUCAUUCUCCUUAUGCUCCUCCUCCGUUUCAUCCACCCCCAUCAGCUGUUUCCAUGUGGGGAACUGCAGGUUAUAUCACAGCUCCGCCUCCCUACAACCCCUAUGCUGCCUAUCCAGUGCCCCCGGUAGCCAUGACUUCACCUUCUCCUGUACCAGGUCCAACUGCCUAUGCUCCUGUGCAGAACACAAAAGAUAAUCCUCCCUGCAACACCCUUUUCAUUGGUAAUCUCGGUGAAACUGUAGUCGAAGAGGAAUUGCGAAGUCUCUUCAGUGUGCAACCUGGUUACAAACAAAUGAAAUUAUUGCGUCAAGACAGGAACACUGUGUGUUUUAUUGAAUUUGAGGAUGUGAAUGCUGCUACAGCUGUACACCAUACUUUGCAGGGUGCUGUUAUUCCCAGUUCCGGUCGCGGUGGAAUGCGUAUUCAGUUUUCGAAGAAUCCCUUUGGGCGAAGGAAGGAUUCAGCUGGUGGCUUUGUGGGAAUUCUGAAUGGAGCUCCUGCAAAUUGAUCCUGCCUGAGGGGAUGUAUCUUGAACUUUAUCAUGGCAUCAUGGAUUUCAUACUACAUCCUAUUUAUUAUCUGCAUUCUUCUGCUAAAUGCCCUGUUUCUCAUGUGUGACAUUAACAUCUUCAUAUGGUGGAGUUUCUGGGACAUGAUCAUCAUCCUCAUUAGGUGGUGUUUCUGGAACAUGAUCAUCAUCCUCAUUAGGUGGUGUUUCUGGAACAUGAUCAUCAUCUGGUAGACAUUGCAUUGUCACCAAUACCAUCGUUGCUGCUGUUUGACUUCUUUAUAUUUGUAGUUCGCGAAGGCCAUCCGGAAUGUCUCCUAGGUGUGCAUUUGGCAUUUGUCGUGGAUAAUUGUAGUAUUAUGUAGUUCCCUGUAUGCAGUUGCAAUACUUCAUGUGUUCAUGUCAUUGUCACUUUGCAAUCUGGACAUGUUUGUAAUAGCUAAAGUGACUUUUCUGGCUUACUAACAAUUCGGGAAGCUGGGAUGAAUCAUACCAUCAUGUCAUGGCAUGUUCAUGAGGGAAGGACAGUUGAUAGACAUGGCAUGGCAUACUCAUUCAAUGAAUUCUGGAGCAUUGCCUUACCCCAGGAAGCAUGCAAUCAUCCAUUCCUGAUUAACUAGUUAAUUUGCUUAGUAUUGUUUUUCCCUCCAGGCUGAGAGGCUAACAGUGACCACAAAAUUGAAAAUUGCUGCAAGCCUUUUUUCCCUUUUUCUGCAGCAGAUGGUGAAACACCUAGGUGUGGCAGCAGUUCAGGUAAGGCAACCUCAAUGAUGCUGACGAGAGGUAAGUGAGCGCAUGGAGGUUCUACGGAGAUGUUUUCAAGUUUGGCAUAACCAUGCUAUGAGUGAUACUGCAGCAGCUUUACUCAACUCAGGAGUUCCACUGUAUCAGUUGAUUGUUUCUUACUGACUUGGUUGAUUUUCUCCACAAAGUGUGAAUGUAGAAAAGUGAAUUUGCUAUUGAGAACGUUUGUGGGUCUGUCUCUA